Molecule: messenger RNA, 2286 nt
Organism: Haliotis rubra (blacklip abalone)
Lineage: Eukaryota; Metazoa; Mollusca; Gastropoda; Lepetellida; Haliotidae
Product: monocarboxylate transporter 12-like
Exons: 8
Coding region: 1-1650 (549 amino acids)
Biological process (GO): transmembrane transport; monocarboxylic acid transport
Molecular function (GO): monocarboxylic acid transmembrane transporter activity
Source: RefSeq, a predicted model, not a curated record
AUGGCUGUACCUCAACCUUGGCUGCGGGACAGGGUGGUAGCCUACCCGUUCGGCAUAACACAGUCAGUAACUGUAGUGGUCAGCGCUAGUGCAUUUGUGGCUUUGCGGGAAAUGGUGACUAUCGUUAGACCCCCUUUCUGCCAAGAUGUGGUGGCGGUUCCCGGUGCCAUCACGCAAGAUCCGAAAAAGAAUCAGAACAAGAGGAACUCGCCAAAGAGACGCAGCCAUGGUUUUGAAGACGAUAUGCGGGUUUUUGAGUACAAGGGACUCAUUGAGCAGGACGCGACAAUCCUGUCCUCCACACUCUUUAGUAUAUUUGAGGCCGGAUUGGAGAGUCUGGCAAUUCCUAUCAACACUACAGUUUUUGCCUGUGCAUUACAAAUGUCCACUAGCAGGAAUAUUGACCGUGGAUAUGCCUGGGUGAUUCUGACAGUCAGCUGGCUACAGGUGGUCAUCGCUGGCAUGUUGUACUACUCAACCGGCGUCAUCACUACGGCUGUUUUGGAGGAAAUGGAGGAGGGUGUCGUAAAGUCGUCGUGGGUGGGAUCGACGUUGUUGGGAACAGUGAUGUUGACGGGACCAAUCACAAGCUCGCUUGUAAAUUUGCUGGGUUGUCGCCUCUCGUCCAUCAUCGGAGGAAUAUUGAUACUGGUCGGCAUGGUAAUCGCUUCUUUCGCCGACUCUAUCAACAUUCUCAUUGCAUCUUAUGGCGUCGUUGUUGGUCUUGGGAUGAGUUUCAUGGAGACAGCAGCCAUUGUAAUCACCGGCCAUUAUUUCGACAAGUAUCGCCCUCUAGCAGCCGGGAUUCAGACUUCCGGUGCAGGAUGGGGAAUGCUGAUUGGCGCACCACUAGUGCGAUUUCUGCUGGACACGUUCGGUUUAAGUGGAAUGUUUCUUAUACUGGGUGGAGUUGGCGCCAACUCAUGUGUGUGGGCAAUGCUCAUGAGACCAUCUCCAUUCGAGAAUCAGAGAUCACCAACAAGUGAAAACCAUUUAGAGCAGGGAGACAACACAAAUCGGCACCUAGUCAGCUACGUUGUCUACCGACUUAAGGAGAUAAUGUAUGAAUUCAGACAAAUAUUAUCCAAUGUGAGUUUCCUUUUGUAUGCGAUAUCCUUCGCUACAUGGGGUUUGGGAGAAUCUGCUUUCCAAAUACAUCUCCCCAAUUAUGCGGAAUCAAAAGGAACGAGCCCACAGAGGUCGGCCAUGUUAUUUACAGCCAUGGGAAUAUCAAGCAUGAUCGCUCGAGUAUUGGGCGGGUUUGCUGCUAACGACCCUGCAAUUGACUCCCUGAUUCUUCACAUGGGCACAGUCGGUGUAGCUGGUGUGACCAUUAUGGUGUUCACAUUGUUUUCCGGCUCCUAUCUACAACAGGUGAUAUUUUCUUGUCUGUAUGGAAUAUAUACCGGAGGGCCAAUAGCUCUGUUCAACCCAAUCACCGCGGAUCUAGUCGGAGUGAAACGGUUGGCAACUGGAUAUGGAGCUAAGAAUCUAUUUGUAGGAGUAUCGCUGCUGCUAGGACCUCCGUUUGCAGGUAUGGUACUGGAAGUCUCGGGAAGCUAUGAUGCGAGCUACUUGUGUGCAGGUGCUGCCCUUGUGUUGGCCAGUCUCAUGACAAUUCCAAUAGCAGCAUUGAAAAAAGAACAGUAACAGCCAGCAUCAGACGGACACUGACAUUGAGAUGACAGUGAAGCCUGUUUCUAGCGAGGGCGAUAAAGAUGAAACCAGCGACAAACUAGAACCCCUACUAACCCCUCGAUGGGAUUCUGUGGAGGAGGAAAAAUGUGUGGAUAACGCAUGAGGACAGAUGUAAAUACCACACAAAUUUGUUUGUUCAACUUGUUCAACAAUGUUUAGCUGCACCAGCUGACGUAUCAGCUUCAUGUGAGAUGCAGUCCCGAAAUCACAUAUCCGAGACACCUUGUCACUGUGGAACCUGACGACGACUAGGUAUGUAACAUGACUCACAUGACGGGUGUUACAUAGAGAAUUCCAGUGCAAAAGAAUAGCCAGUCUUGACUGUACUCAGAAACAAAUUCCAUUUGGUGUAAAGGAUAGAUGAGGCUGAGCUGUGACAGUAUAUCCACAAACCCUGGCACGUUAUAAGCCGAUAGCAACUCCUACAUGGAGAUUAUAAACCUCGUGUGUUUCCGUAUCAUUAAUAUAAUAUAUUAGGAAUAAAAAUUGUAUCAUGCGAGCCUUUGGCAAGCAUAAUACAUGUACAUAUUUUUUUAUGCGAGCAUAAUACAUAAUUUUCAUUCCUAAUAUAUGAUAGUAAUGAUACGU